Molecule: messenger RNA, 11029 nt
Organism: Anneissia japonica
Lineage: Eukaryota; Metazoa; Echinodermata; Crinoidea; Comatulida; Comatulidae
Exons: 27
Coding region: 1-8181 (2726 amino acids)
Biological process (GO): homophilic cell-cell adhesion; protein phosphorylation
Cellular component (GO): membrane
Molecular function (GO): calcium ion binding; protein kinase activity; ATP binding
Source: RefSeq, a predicted model, not a curated record
AUGCCAGGACGAAUCAAUCGUCUAUUUAAACGCAAAUCUCAAGGAAGUCAAAAAAGACGGUCCGCAUUUGCCAGUUUCUUCAACAAAUACUUCAAAUGUUGUUUCACUGUUGAGGGAUCCGAGGUUGAUGGAUAUCUUAAACCAUCUACUCAACACCAGGUUUGGAUCAAAGUGCCGUCACAUAUCCGAGUUAUACUGCUGAGGAUUAUGUAUGGUAUUGCCGUGGACCUUCCAUGUGCUGCCAUCGCGUACUGUGAUUCUGAUCCACAAUUUGACAUCGUGAUCCGACAAUACGCUAGGGCACUUAUACUACUUGAUGGCAGCUAUUUCGAUAGCAGCAUUGAUGUUGUGGAAGAUAUGGAACCAGACCACUUGGCUGCACUUAAUCUCAUCCGGAAGUGCUUCUCUAUGGACGUGAUCAAUUACGUCCCAGCUCUGAAACAACCUAUCGUUGUCGAAGGAAGUUUUGCAAAUUGUAAAUUAAAGUUCGGUGAUGAUGUUCUUACAAGAUCUGUUCAGAAAGCCCUUGUAGAAAACAAAGACCACGUAAUCGACCCGAAGCUUUCAUUUGCCAGUAUUUUACAGUGGCAUCGUGCACAUCUCGAAUCAUCUGCUACCAAAUUGUUCCAAUUGGUGAAUGGAGGAUUCAGUUCGACGACUAAGACAUAUGAGCCUCGUAUUAUGGGAGUGAAGACAUUAAAACAAGUCAAAUAUAAUAUUGGCAGCCUCCAUUUGGCAACUCGCUUUUUACCAUUAAUUGAGUCAUCUCAGCUGUCUGCCAAGCACUCACAAAUAAAGGUUCAUAGGCUAGUUAGCCAGCCUCUUUUUUCCACUCCAUGCAUGCAGUUGGGUGACCAAAACCAAUGUCGUGUCAUACAAUGCCAUCGAUCUUAUUCAACUGUGAAACCCAGUAAUGGCACCAUUCGACCAUUCACUUUAAACAUCUGCUGUGACAUCAACAACACAUUCAAAGUGUCAUUCAAAUGUUUCCAAUAUGCAUUGGAUAUCAUCUUUAGUGGUGAACAAGCUCGGUCCAUCUUUGCAGUGAAGACAUUGAAAACAGUCAAAUAUAUCAUUGGCAGCAUCCACCAACAAACUCACUUUUUACCAUCAAUUGAAUUACCAACUCAGCUGACUGCCAAUCAUUCAGAAAUAAAGGCUCUUAGCUUAGUUAGCCAACAUCUCUUUACUACUCCAUACAUGCAGUUGGGCGAUCAAAGCCAAUGUCGUGACGUAUGCCACCGAUCUUAUUCAACUGUGAGAAUGAAGACAUUGAAAACAAUCAAAUAUAAUAUUGGCAGCCUCCAUUUGGUAACUCGCUUUUUACCAUCAAUUGAGUUACCAUCUCAGCCGACUGCCAAGCGCUCAAAAAUAAAGGUUCUUAGUUUAUUUAGCCAACAUAUCUUUACCACACCACACAUGCAGUUGAGCGACCAAAACCAAUACCGUGACCUAUGCCACCGAUUGUACUCAGCUGUGAGAGUGAAGACAUUGAAAACAGUCAAGUAUAAUAUUGGCACCAUCCAUUUGAAAACUUGCUUUUUACCAUCAAUUGAGUUACCAUCGCAGUUGACAUCCAAGCACUCAGAAAUAAAGGCUCUUAGCUUAGUUAGCCAGCCUCACUUGGUCACUCCAUACAUGCAGUUGGGCAACCAAAACCAAUGUCGUGACAUAAUAUGCCACCGAUCUACAACUCUGCACCCCAGUAAUGGCACCAUUCGACCAUUCACUUUAAACAUCUGCUGUGACAUCAACAACACAUUUAAAGUGUCCUUCAACUGUUUCCAAUAUGCAUUGGAUAUCAUCUUCGAUGGCGAACAAGCUCGAUCGUUCCUCGCAGUGAUCUCAAGAAUGUUGAUCUACUUCGUAGGUGGUAACUUUUAUAACGAAUUUGAAAAUCGAUGUGUGGUGGGUGUCGAAAGAAAUGGAACAUCAGGAACAACGUGGCAUCUUAUCCCCUUUAUGAAGGCGAUGUGUGGUCUGUUCUACUGGGUAAUUUUCAGGAACCAACAACUAUUGUUCACGCCUGCUAUAAAAGCACCGCCACAGGAUGCAGAAUACCAAACUGACUUAAGAACGGACACCACAUCCUAUUCUUGUACAGACAGCACGGAAGCUCAGUCGUGCCAAAGCUCUGUUGGAAGUAGUCAAAGUAGGACCAUCAGUACCAUCACUGACAUUCCUGCAACUGCACAUCACUCUGUAGAGAACACCACUUUGCCUGUGGACUAUCGACCAGAACUGAUCUUCAUUGAUACUGAUGAUUUUGAAGGCGAAGAUCGUUCUCUUGGAGCGCCACUGAGUGGGGAAUGGCAGAACCUUCUCUGUCUUUCAAACUCAUACCACGAUCUCGGACAGGGAGGUGGAAAGUUCGCAUCAGCAUCAUUGUCACCACUUAAGGCACCGGACGAUGUAAUCUUGCCUGACUAUCUCGUGAAAUUGGAUAACAUUCUGCCAAAUGAGCUUCAGAUCAUAUUGAUGGAAGAUUUGUGUCCAGUUGUUCUUUCCGGAAAACAGGUUCAACUUGGUAAGGGUGCGUAUGGCGAAGUCUUAUUAAAACGUCUGGAUCAUUCUGAUGGCCCACUUGUUGCAAUAAAAUCAUGUGACGUUACAAGUCAUGGAGACACAUCGAAGCAGAUCAUAGAUGAAUUUCUAGUUAGCCUCGAAGCUCGAGUGCUGAUGUUCCUAUCUAAGGAAAGCAGAGUAUUCCCGUAUGUUUAUGGUAUUUGCGAAAAAGAUUGGUUCGAACCUCGGAAAAGCAUUGUUAUUGAGUACGUCGGACAUCCUACUCGAUUUAAGUCUGUAACUCUCUUUAAAGCCAUCACUUUCAAAGAUCCGAAUCUUACGAUCUCAGAUGGACUACAUGUGGCACGGGACAUGGCAGAAGGCGUUCAGGUCAUGCAAAAACAUGGCUUGAUUCACAAUGACUUGGCCAGUAGAAAUAUUCUACUUUACCAUGAUGGCGAACGCUGGGCCGCAAAAAUCACCGACUUCGGUUCAGUCUGUCAUGCAUCCGCUCCAUUCGACUUCUUCAAGCUUAACAACACUUCUGCAGCACAACGUCAACAGUGCAUAGCAGCUCACAGAGAAUAUGCCCCAGAGCUUCAUUUCCCAAACUCACCACCAACGUUUGCCUCCGACAUACACAGCCUGGGCAACAUGUUUUGGGAAAUGGGUUCUCAUUUACGCGCUGUAAUAGGAGUUGUAUCCGUAGAUAGCACCAGCGAUGCCAACCAAUACUGGUACAGUCUUGUUCACGAUUACAAUGGCUUAUUCAAGAUUGAUUCUAGUACGGGUGCACUCAUCUUGGAAGAUUCAACUCGUAUUGAUUAUUCUACUCAACAGUCGUACCCAAUCCAAAUACGGGCUGUAGACUCUAGUAAUCCGGAAAAUACUAUCACUGAUGAUUUUGUUUUGGAUGUAUCUCAACGGACUAAUCCAUCCACGAGUGUUACAAUUCUAUCGACGACUGCGACUGAGAGUUAUCCGGUAAAUGAGCCCGUACUACAAGUCGGUACAGAGUCAGGACAAACCAUUGGCGCUGUUGUGGUGUAUGACUAUGGUAGCGGUGAUGUUUCACUGGAUGUGCAAGGGGGAAAUGGUCUUUAUCAAACAAGAAUAAUGUAUUGCCAACCUGUCAAUGGGCACGAACAGGGGUACAAAACGGUUUGUUUAUAUGAUCUAUACGUCACCAGCGAUAUUACUAGUCAAUCACAAGGAGGCGUUAUUACACUAACUUCAACCAAUUCUGUUGGGCAAAUCACUCAACAUACUUACAACAUUGAUGUUCCAUCAAGUAUCGAUGAAACGACUGUUCCUGGGAUACCUACACAGGCCGCGACUUCAAUUCCCCCGAUGUUGGUUUUCUCAGGUGACACAAGUCCUUCAGAGUCACUAACGAGCAAUACACCGAUUGGUUCGAUCACAACAACCGAUUUCUUUAAUCAAUACAUAUACACGAUUAUCGAUGAUAGAGAUGGCAUGUUCCAACUUCAAGGCAACGUACUAUACCUAUCUCCCACGGCUCAACUCGAUUUUGAAACGGCAAGCGAACACGAAGUAACAAUUCAAGCGGUCCGAGACGGUCAUCCGACGGAGACAAUACAAAUGAAUUUUAUCUUUCAAAUCGAAGAUACGAACGAAGCUCCGACAAGUAUGCACUUUUCAAACACGCAGAUUCAAUUUGGUGCCCCGGCUGGCUCUAGCGUCGCUACGAUAUCUGUGAAUGAUCCUGACAACAGUGGCGGAAUACUACAAGAUUCGUAUUGCUAUAUUACGGGAGAUGACAGCGGUGUAUUUACAAUAAAUGAACAUUCACUCGAGACAAUUAAGCCCUUAAUGCCAGGCCAGUCGUCUUACUUUCUUCAAGUCCGCUGCGUUGAUAGUGGAACUCCAGCGAUGUACAUCGAUAGUCACGUGAUCAUCGAUGUUCUAGUGGACGAACCAAUGGAAGUGGAUAUUAUUCUUACAGACUACAGGCCCGUGCAAGAGAACACCGGUCCGUCAGUUCUCGGGGACUUGCAUGCCAUAAAUGCUGCUACAGGUCAAAUAAUCACUGACGUGGAAUUCAAUUACUUUAUGAUGUUCAUGGGGAUUGAAUUCCCUCUAACCGUGAAGGAUAAUCAGUUGUGGACGACCGCUCCAGUGGACUACGAACAAUUUUCCAAUUUCGACGUCAGCAUCUUCGCAGCAGGUACUGAUGAUUAUGGCCGGGAACUAACAGCCACACGAGUGUUUCGGAUUGAUGUUAUAAAUGAAUGGGAGCCACCAACAUUGAUAGAUUUUGCAACUACCGCCACACACGUAUCCACUGAUAAUACCGUUGGAGAUGUCAUCGGGACAUUUGGUACCACUGGCGAUGAGACAACCUACAACGACCUUGAGUACAGGAUAACGGGUAUUAGAAGUGGGUUGGGCGACAUCGACACAAGUCUUGCUGAUCUUGCUACAGUGGACGGCAAUGUACUGCGCCUGGGCGAGGGGAUUCAAGACAUUACGUUUGACGGCGAUUCCGAACAGUAUGUAAUAUAUAUCACUGCAUAUAGCGCCAGUAACCCCAAUUGGAGUACUGAACUUGUGCAAGAUAUUGAGAUUUUUAAAGUUAAUCAUCCACCGACGGAUAUUGUGAUUGACAAUACCAUGGCAAUGGAGAAUGUUGAGAUUGCAAGUCGUAUCGGAUACCUAUCAAUAAUCGAUCCGGACACAAACGAUAUUGCUUCUUCAUGUCAAGUUCUCAAUAAACACGAAGUUCCAUUCGAUAUCGUUAAUUCCAACGAACUUGUAACUUCUGGCCCUUUAGACUUCGAAACAUUUCACUUAUAUUACAUUCAGGUACAAUGUACUGAUUCUGGUGGUUUGUCUUUUUCGAAAACAUUGGAAAUCAGCGUUCAAAAUAUUUACGAAGCGCCGAGCUACUUGAGCCUAAGUAACGUCGAUGUCCGUGAAAACGCGCACAAAGGAGAGACCGUAGGCCUGUUCUACAGCCUUGUAGAACAGGGAGAAUGGGUGCGAUACAGUAUCGUACAAGACGAUGUGCCUUUUGAAAUAGCUGGAAAUAAUACAUUGAUAAUUACAGAGACAGUCAACUAUGAACAGGUUUCACAAUACGAUAUUACAGUUGCAGCCGCAUUGGGCGACGACCCAUCACUGGUUACUUACGCAAAUUUCUCAAUCUUGAUUCAAAAUGUGAAUGAUCCGCCGACUGCUUUUCAACUUAAUCCAAGUAGUUUCUCUAUUCCGGAGAGUGCCGUGGAUGGCACUGUAGUGGGUUCGCUAAUUACCAUUGACGAAGACGAAGGGCAAGACCAUAAUUACCGUAUAGUCUCCGACAUUCAAUUACCUGGUGCAUUUGAAAUUCAAGGAAACCAGUUGUUGCUUGUCGACAAUAGUCUACUUGACUUUGAAACACGCCAGUAUAUUGAAGUAACUAUAGAAACAACCGAUAACGGAGAACCCCCUCAAUCUUUCCAGCAAUCAGUACGUAUACGAGUUAUCGAUACAGGAGAACCACCAACGGAUAUCAUUUACCAGACGCCCACACUUCCAGAGAACAGUCCUGCAGGAACACUAGUGACACGACUCCUAGUGGAUGACCCAGACAAAAGUGAAGAUCACAUCUGCUCAGUCAUCCGUACAGACACACACUCAUGGUUGUUUGACAUCGUCAGAACGUCUAAUGAUGACAUUCGUUUGGUCGUGGCAGAAGGAGCUGAUAUUGAUUAUGAAACCAGACCAUACCAUCGAGUCGAGGUGGAAUGUACCGAUGGUUACAAUUCGAUUCGGAAGACAUUAACAGUCUUUGUUGAUAAUGUCAAUGAACCGCCGGAAGGGGUUGAUCUGUCAGGAACCCAUUCUGUACCGAUUGACGCUGAUGCAGGAUAUGUGAUUGGCCAAUUCCAAGUACAUGAUCCUGAUAUGGAUCAGGAACACAUCAUCUCUGUUGAAGGCCAAAAUUCAAAUUUAUUCAAGGUCGACGGUACUUCUUUGAUCCUCGAACAACCACUCUCAGAAGUGAUGGUCGACGGUUCCAACCCCUUCCUUCAGGUUAUUCUAAAAGUCGUGGAUAAUGGCAUCAACAUGCUAUCCAGGACACAAGCUUACACUCUCAGUGUUACUGGACUGACUGAUUUCAAUCUAGAGGGAAACGAAGUGUCAGAGCUAUCUCUACCAGGACACCCAAUUGGACGAUUUACCUCCAGUAUAGGAUCAUAUGGAUCUCCCCAGUACCGAUUACUAGAUGAUUCCGAUGGCACAUUCACUUUGACUGAAAACAAUAUUCUGAUUCUCUCAGAUGUGGUUAAUUACACAGAGAAUGCAUACUUGUUCAUAAAAGGUGAGAUGCAAUUAGAGGAUGUUAAAGAGACCAGGAUAUUCCGAGUGUCAAUCUUACCGGAGGACCCCUGUAGCACAGGAUUUGCGCAGUGCCUUCCUCAAUCAAACUGCUUACGGUUGUCAAAAACGGACUUCAAAUGCAUCUGUAAACCUGGGUACGUCAGCAGCGAUAGUCCCUGUUUUGCUGUUAAUGACUGUGCGACCCUUAAUGGAAAUCCCUGUCUGUAUAAUGCUCCGUGUCUUGACGGUGCUAACUCCUUCACAUGCCUCUGUCCAGUGGGUUAUCAGGGGAAACUCUGCGAGUUACCACCAGUGGACCCAUGCCAGUCGCAACCGUGUCUAAACAAUGGAAUGUGUCUUUACAGUUCGGAUUAUACACAGUAUAUCUGUGAAUGUCAAAUGGGAUUUACUGGACAAAAUUGCCAGAUUGGCGAACAACCACUAUGCGAGGCUGUACACUGUGGGAAGGGUACAUGCCUCCAGCAGGGUGAGAGCUUCGCGUGCCAAUGUCCUUCAUCUUAUUAUGGUAUUCAGUGUCAAUAUGCUUUUGGUGUCUGUUCAGAAGGCACUUGCCAAGCCGAUGAGUACUGCAUCCCUCAUAUCAGAGCCGCAAAUAGUUUCAUAUGUGCACCGCAAUCUGAAAGUGUGAAUGUUAACUUCUUGAAUGAAAACUUAGGCUCGGAUGCAACAGACCCGUUUGUUCAAAGUAAAUUCAACAGCUUUGUAGAGUCCACGGAACAACUUCCUAAUUUAUACGUCCUAUUUGCAUCGAAUACACCGACAAAUGUAUCUAUCAUGGUGUUUUUUAUUAUUAAUGAAGGCGUGACUGAAGUUCUCAAGAAUGAAUACGUAUCCUGCAUUCUCUACGAUGAGUGCAGUAGUUCAAGCGUGAUGGACGAAUUCUGCCCAGACAUUCUCAGAGAAUUUUCAGCGUUAUGUGUGAAUCCCACAGCAGUGAAGGAAGCAGAUAGUAGCAAUCUCUGGAUUAUCAUAUGCGCUCUUUGUCUUGGCUUCUGUUUACUCAUUCUUCUUAUUAUCAUUACCUAUCGACGAUUUGCCAGACGAGAUUCCGUGAUGCACACAUUUGAACCGUUGAUUACAAAACAUGAAGGCAUUCGCUACAUUACCCGGAUGCAUAGCAUAGCAGGGUCCAGCAGAAACAACACGUUAACAGGCAACACCAGACUGAACAGUGAUUAUGAAUACUUCAACGACACUGCCCGGCGUCCAACCAGACUGUUCCACAAAUCUCAAUUCCCAGGAGGAAUGGCCAAUGUACGAAGUCAAUCUGAUGGCCAACUGGCGCAGCACAUGUAUGAUAAUAGACAUAACUCACAGAACAGUUUGUAAAGAUACAAGUAUCAGGCCCAUAUUUGGGGGGGGGGGGGUUUCGCCGACCCCACAGGGCUUCGACCGUGGAACUCACGCCCAGAAAACCCCCCUUGGAAGAACCUGACUAUGGGCCUGAGUAUUAUUUUUAUAAACAUUUUAAUUGGACAAUUCAUUUGGCUUUGCCAUAUUGGUUGUGAAAGUUACAAGCUUUCCAAAACAGAAUGUAUAUAUAUUGUAACGUUGUUGAAUCUUCGGUGGGUAAGGCAACAGUGUUAGUACGUUGACUUUAAUGGGUUAUUAAAAAAUGAAAUAACAGAACAAAAUAAUAAACUACGUUAUCUCUAUCCAGAGAGUCAGCAGACUUGUACUGUACAGAAAACUCUCAACAGUUUAGAAUAGGCCUGUUUAUCCCUGGGGAACGUCUGUAUUCUAAAAGGUCCAGAUAUCGAGUGCCACUUUCCCUCCAUCAGAGGUUUCUAUGCGAACCACAGUUGGUACACUUUUGUACACACAUGCAUUCCCCUCUCCAUCUUCAAAUGGCAAUACUGGAUACAACCCCGUCGAUGAUGACGACGAUAAUGUUGACGAUGAUAAUGUUGUCAUUUUGAUUAUCAAAAUCAUCAUCGUUAACAUUAAUUAUUAUUACGUUUUAGAUUGAAUAAACAAUAAAAUAAAACCACAAUCAACAACCUUUAAUAUUAUGGCAUUUAUUUCAUCCCUACAGCUGCAAAUUGAACAAUAGCGACGUAUAUCAUCACUAUAUCUUAAUACAUUGCUUUGGAUCUUACAUAAAUAGACAAAUAAAUUUAAUGACCUACACAAAAUCCACAUGCAAUGUAUAUUUAAAAACAAGAUAAUGAAUAAAAAAAUUUGGUAGGAAACAUUUAAUCUAAAUAAUUACCGAUUUAAAUAACUGAGUUAAAAAUGUCCUCAUAAUGCCUACUGGAAGGUUCCAUUGAGCCCUGCCUCUUAGAUAUUGUUGCUAAUUUCCCCACAAAAUGACAGCGUAACUGUACGUAAAUACAUGAGUUUGUGGGGCAAGUGAGUACUCCUGAUAGGUCACUUGAUAAAUAUAGACUAAAGCUACGUUCACAUCAAAGCCCAGAUCCGGUCAGGUGCCUGGACAAAAAAUCAUGAAAAAUAGGUUCAGUGGUACAAAAUAGGAAAGUUCACAUGAAAUUCGUACUGUACGAUUCCAAUCCAGACUCCGGAUCCGGAUCGAUGGAUCUGAUAGCCAUUUGUAUCGUGAAAUCAUAGGUUUAUUUUCUCUGGACCAAUCAGCAACAAGGUUGGUUGGUUGGUUCAAGCCAAUUGAACGCAUACGUACUUAACCCAAAUAACCAUGUGCGAUGUGAGCACAGCGUUCAAAAAACGUAGCAACUCAGGAUCCGGUCUUGAUGUGAACGUAGCUUAACUCUGGAAAAUUCAGUUAUGAAUUAAAUGAUGACGGAUAGCCGUUCAGAGACAACAAUGUCAUUUCAAUAGGACAAUAAAGGUAAUGUAGUCACUAGGAAAUGUUUACAAUAUAUGUGAAUUUAUACACUUUAAUACAAUGUAAGAAGAUAUCAAUUGGAUUGUAAUAAUAAUUCAAAUAAUAAACCUAGCAGAUUAGGGGAAAAAAUCAAAAUAAAAUUUAGAGUAUUUGCUAAAUAGGAGUUUUCUUCUCCAAUGGUUCAAUCCACAGUCAAUGCGUUAUGUAGCAAACUUGCAAAAGUAUUCGUUAUAAACUUUAAUACAAUACAAUUAGACACUAAUAGAUUCAAAUAAUUCUCAGACUGAUUAAUAUAAUUCAAAUUCUAAUAAUGGUAUACAGGGGUGGUAGCGAACUUACCCCUGAAAAAAGUUAUUGUCCACAUGCAUCCCCACUAAAACCAUUAAAAAAUCUAGUAGUUAAUAAUUACUAAUAUCAUCUCAUUUCUACAUCUGAUACAGCGGCUCUAGGGGCCAUAAGGGGAUAAAGCAUCCCCCUAAAAAAGAAGGAAUAAGGGAGUGAGAAAAUAAAAUGGUAUUGAAAGCACUACAUGAUACCGCUAUAGAAGUAGUAAUUUGUGUACUCGUAUUGAUUUUAUUUUACAAUGUAUUAUCCCACAUACUUUGCACACAUGGCCUUCUUACCCACACUUUUCUCUGGAUCCGCCCCUGAAUACCCCACCCACUUUUCCAUCACGCCACCACCAGCUAUAUAAUGUCACUUCCAGAUACGCUACUGUCCAACACUGCCAAAUUGUAUGCAAAAAUAAGACACAAAACAGGAUCAGACGAAAAAUACCAGUAAAUAGUAUCAAAAGUUAUCAUGAUUUAAAUUUGACAGCAAUUGCCUUCCAUAGAAUUUUGAUAGCAUCAUGUUUGAUAGCAUCAUGAUUCAUUAUUUAUCUAACCCUUGAGUUGUUUUUAAUUACAAAUUCUCAAGAGGUGUUGGCAUAAUCUUGGAUACAUGUAAACAUAACUCUCGACGUUGCAAUUGUUUUUUUUUUUCAUCUUAUAGAAAAAUACCACUUUAGUGCAGCACAUUAAUACUAAGGGCACGAUAUUUUUUACAAUAAUUUGUUCCUCCCCAACACUCAUUUUAUCUAAUUCACAUAGUAAAUUUGGUAUUUUCUAAUCUCCAAAAAACACCCUAGGGAACCAGGGAUACAGCCAGGAAUUUUACCUGUAAAAGGUCCUUAAAUAGGGGGGGGGGGGGGGCGGGGGGGAUAAUUCCAGGGGCCGAAAACCCUGAGACAUUGACAGAAUAUUUAUAUAUUAUAUACAUUUAAUACCCUCCAUGGGCCUACACAUCAACCUAGUUGCGGUACCUGUAAGAUAAUAGUUUUUGUUCGUUGAAGUUUAUUUUAUAAUUUAUAUAAGUUCAACUAAAAAUUUCACA